GGUGGAUCCUGGCUUACCUCCACUCCCCUGGUCCUGGACAGCAGUUCUCAUCUGACUGCACUGUCAGGGGACUGAUGAGGCCGCACCGCCAGCCAACAGCAUCACCAUGUUCCUGAAGCUGCUCAGCUUCACUGCUCUCCUGCUGCUGGUCUUGGUCCAGAACCUGCAGGGGUCGGCUCUCACGGCCGCGUCCUCCUAUGAGUUCACAGCCUACAGGAUGCAGCAGUUCAACAUGGCUCAGCGAAAGCAUGGUUGUCGAGGAGCCAUUGUAGUGGCAGAGGCUCGCUCCUCCGACGAGCCGGUGCUGACCCGUCGAUGUGUGGUCAUGAAGGUGUCAGACUUCAGCACAGAGAAGUACCUCCAGGCCCAGAGACAAAACGCUGCAGCCAUUCUGAUCCUGCUGCCAAAGAACACGUCUGGAAUCCCUCCAGAAACCACCCAGUCCUUCAUGAUCAGUGAGAGGGACGCCUUGCUGAUGGAGUCUCCCAUCCCCGUCUACGUGGCACUGGAAGAUGAGCAGCUCCUCUACAUGUACGACGAGGUCAAGCAGACGGCCUCCAUCAGAACCUCGUCCAUAUUCAUCCGAGUCCUUCGCAGUAUGAUCACAGCGACAGCCUUCCAGAUCUUGGUGAGCAACAAUGCACCGAUCAAAGCCGUCAGUGACACCACCUUCGUCACGCUGGAGGGCGUCCUACCUGGAGCAGGCGACGACGUGCCCACCAUCGUGAUCACGGCUCACUACGACUCGUACGGACUGGCCCCGUGGCUGUCUUACGGCGCCGACUCCAACGGCAGUGGGGUCGUCAUCUUGUUGGAGCUGGUGCGACUCUUCCAGAAACUCUACAGCAGCUCCAGCACCAGACCCCCGUUUCACCUCCUGUUUUCCCUCACUGGAGGAGGGAAGCACAACUUCCUUGGCACGAAGAGGUGGAUCGAGGAGAAUCUCGACCACGCCGAGUCCAGCUUGCUCCACGACAACGUGGCCUUCGUUUUGUGCUUGGACACUCUGGCCAAUGGGGAUGAGUUGCACGUCCACGUGUCCCGUCCGCCCAAAGCGGACACCCCGCUUUACUCCUUCGUCCAGCAGCUGCAGGAGGUGGUCUCCUCCAGGUUCUCCUGGGUGAAAACCGGGUUGGUCCAUAAGAAAAUCAAUCUGGUGGAGUCCACAGUGGCCUGGGAACAUGAGCGUUACAGCCUGCGCAGGAUCCCUGGCUUCACGCUGUCUCACCUGGAGGACCCCAAGUCUGAGCUGCGGGGCUCCAUACUGGACGACUUGUCUCAAGUGGACUUGAGGAAGCUGAAGCGUAACGGCAUCAUCAUCGCAGAAACGCUGGCUCGGUUCAUGUUCAAUCUCUCAGACAAGGGCUCUCCCAAAGAUCUGCAGCUUUUCAAAGGCCAAAUGGACUUCCAUGACAGCCGAGUGUCCAGCCUGAUGUCCACCCUGACCUCUCUCCCUCGGGCCACUCAGCUGCUGGACAAGGAGCCGGGUCAGGUGACGCUGGUCAACACGCUGGAGCAGGAGUUCCGGCAUUACCUGCAGCAGGUCCACAGACACACCUUCAGACAGGACAAGAGAGACCCGGACAUCACCUUCUUCGACCAGAUGAACCAGCCCAUCGUGAUGUACAGGGUGAAGCCAGCAGCCUUCGACCUCUUCCUCGGUGGUUGCAUCGCAGCGUAUCUGGGGAUCGUUUACUACGCCAUUGAGAACUUUGGUUUCGUGUACACAAAAGUCAAAGCUGCAGUGAAGACAAAAGCCUGUAAAUGAGACGGCGGGACUCGUGUUUCUCCACCAGGCGGUUAUUGAGAAGAACAAACAUGUAGUGGACCGGAACUGUCUUCUGUCACUCUCGUUGAUUCCGAUCUUCAGUUUCUGCUCCUAGGUUUGAUGUCAGUCUCUCUUUCAAAAAGAAGGCGUCGGGGGUUCCAGUAUUUGGGGUCGUGUUCAUGAGUGAGGGAAAGAUGCGGGUGAACAGAGGCUCAGUCAUCAGUCAUGAGGACUCUGUAGAGGUGAAGAAAGAGCAGAGCCAGAGGUUGAAGCUCUCCACUGACUGGUGGCUCUCACCUGUGGUCACCAGCUUCAACGUGACCCAAACAUCUUGUCGGGGCGACUCCUAAUGGGUGGAAUACAGGGACACACCCCGGAGAGGGGAUAUUAUAUAUCAUAACUUAAGUCACAAAUGUAACUUUAGAAUUACUGGAACAAGGGUUGUGGAGGUGGCACCGGCUCCCUCCUCCUCCUCAGCAUUCCAUCAUCUGUAGAUUUUGAUUUUUCUGUCAGACUGGAGUCCAGCAGCCAGAGUUCCUGUCACUGACAAGUCUGUGAAGCCGUGGAGACUCGGCGGUCCCCCGCGGAGACCUGAAUUAUUGAUACCCAUGUCACACGUGGACUGUGGUGACCUCGGAGCGGGAGAGCUGGCAGUUCUCCUGACGGGCCAUGUCAGGAACUUCGACUGGGGCUGAGAAUCAGCAUAUACACGAUCACACGAGACGCCUCAUGAUGAUGCCGCGCUCCUGUGUUUGGAAAGUGACAUGCCACUUAUCUGCCAGGUUCAGGCUCCACAUGUCUUGUUGACAGCAAUUCGUACGGUAGAGCAUUAUUGAAUGGAAUGUAAAGUUCUUUUUAUACCAUCACAUUUUUAACAAUAUUGUUCCUUUACUUUUAGUCUAGUUAGUUUUUGCGUUUGAAAAUGAUUAUUAUUAUUACUACUAUUAUUAUAUUUUAAAUCUUUUAUACGGUUGACAGUGUCUACUGUUGAGCUUUGUUUUUGAUCUCAUUUUAUUACACAUUUUGCUGUUUUUUUCAAAUAGAAAUUAGUUUUCUUUAAUACAAUACACUUGUAUAAUUAUUCAUUUUAUUUAUUUGUUAUUAUUAUUCACUUUCUUUCCUUAGUUUUUUUUAUGUAGUUGUUUGUUUCAAUAUUAAA
This is a messenger RNA of Synchiropus splendidus (mandarinfish), 2927 nucleotides long. Its product is annotated as Nicalin-1-like. NCBI's taxonomy places the organism in Eukaryota, Metazoa, Chordata, Actinopteri, Syngnathiformes, Callionymidae. The transcript is spliced from 16 exons. Bases 107 to 1768 code for a protein of 553 amino acids. Gene Ontology annotation, cellular component: endoplasmic reticulum membrane. The record is from RefSeq and is a predicted model, not a curated record. Gene Ontology annotation, biological process: regulation of signal transduction.